AUGGCGAGUGCAACGAAAAGUAAUAAAACAAAUAAAAUAAUUCCAGUUUCAAAUCAAGAAAAAGAAAUAUUAGUUGAACUACAUGAACUUUAUGCAAGCGAUUAUAAAAAAUACGUUGAACAUAUUUUACGAGAAUCAAAUAUACCAGCAUCAAUCAAACACAUAUAUAAAUCUUUAGAUGCACGUCAAGCUCCUCAUCGUGUCUAUAAUUAUUUUCGAAGGAAAAGGGAAAGUUUACGAAAAAGUUCAAGAUCAAGUCGUUUUAAGAAAUCUUCUCGUUCAUCAACUCGUAAUGUACUACAAAUAGAUGAACCAAUAUCAAUGGCACAGCUCGAUUUUGAAUCGGGCGAUGUUGAUGAUAAUGAUCAGCAAGAAUCGAAUAAUUCAAUAACGGAAAAUCAUACGGAUGAAACAAAUGAAAAUCAAUAUGUAAUAACUAAUGAUGAUGUACAAGAAAUUCAACUAUUAGAAAAUAAUUCAAUUCAUCAAGAAACACAAACAUUACCAUUAACAAAUAACGAACAUAAUGAAUCAAUGAAUAUUUCUAAUUCACAAUCUUCUACAAAUUUAAAAACUGAUUUAUUAUCAGUACGUACAAAUAUUCAACAAGCUUUAUAUGAACUUGAUCGUGCUAUAUCAAAAUCUGAUAGUUUAGAUAAAGAUUCGAACAAUAAACAAAAACAAAUAUUAAUUAGAAAUAAUAAUUUCUUAACAAAUAGUUCUGAUAAUAGAAAAUUAGAUGAUAUUGUUCGUUCAUUAUCAAAUGUUGUUAAUCAACAACAAGAAAAUAUUCAUUCAAUUCUUAAUGACUCAUCUAAUUUAUUCGUUGAUGAAAAUCAUCAACCAUUAGACAAUGUAUCAAAAACAAAACAACAAUCAAUUAAACAUGUUCUUCAACGUUUAAAUAAUCUUGUUGAUCGAGGAAAUUUGAUUUAUGAUAAAUUAGAAAAGAUUUUGUCAGAGUUUUGA
Molecule: messenger RNA, 969 nt
Organism: Rotaria sp. Silwood2
Lineage: Eukaryota; Metazoa; Rotifera; Eurotatoria; Philodinida; Philodinidae
Source: the annotation of a GenBank genome assembly